GGCACUUGAACUCCAGAUCCCAUUGAGCAAGCAUUUCCCUGCGCAGUACUCUAUGUGCUCGGAUGUCAAACAUGUUUCCAAGUACGUGAAGGACAUGCUUUCCAAACAACAAAUGGCACAGUUUCGGAAGACACCAUGGGGUCAUUUUGCUGACAUACCUGAUAUUCAGUUUUGUGCCCAAAUCGUGCACAUGUUGUUGUUACGUAUGGUCAAGCAACAACCCAAAGAUGAGCUCUGGUUCAACAUAGUGGGCAAAAAAGAAGAAUUCACAUACAACGAUUUCUGCCGCAUCACGGGCUUACCUCCGGCAGCCCCCAGGCCUGCCGUUGCCGAAGAUACUGAAAAAGAUGAUGAAGACGCUGAAGAUGAGGAAGAACCUGGGGAGAUUUCGAAGACCUACUUUGGUGGAUCACUGGAUAUCACUUUCCAGAUGAUGAAGGACAAGGUUGAUGAAGUACGGGGAGGUAAAAAAAGGAAAGGUGACCUACCAGUGAAGCUUGCAUCCCUCUUUGUAGUUGAGAAUGUACUGUUGGGAAAAGAUAGGACAACUCGGAUCAGCCGGAAGUCUAUUCAGCUUGUGAAUGACUUUGAAGAGUUCAAGAAGGAGCCCUGGUCGAGAGAUGCAUAUGAUUUGCUUGUCAC
This is a messenger RNA of Cuscuta epithymum, 642 nucleotides long. The record is from the annotation of a GenBank genome assembly. Lineage: Eukaryota; Viridiplantae; Streptophyta; Magnoliopsida; Solanales; Convolvulaceae.